Molecule: messenger RNA, 522 nt
Organism: Acanthoscelides obtectus
Lineage: Eukaryota; Metazoa; Arthropoda; Insecta; Coleoptera; Chrysomelidae
Source: the annotation of a GenBank genome assembly
GUGAUGAUGUGAUUAUUCUUUCUAAUCUGCCUCAGUAUGUCAAGAAUACCUUUUCGAUAUUACGUUCAAUCUGUCACUUGUGAAGUCUAAUAUUCCAUUCAAAAUUGGAAUAUGUGGCAACCCUGCUAACUAACCUCACAUUUUGAGCCUCAUCUUUCUAUGCUAUGUAAACUGAAAGUUAUUGAUGUUUUAAACUUAUAUUUGUAUCUCGCGAUUGUUUAGCUAAGUUUUCAAAAUGCCUAACAAGUGCUGCGUUCCUAAUUGUGUCGGUAAUUACGGGAAGGGUCCGAAGGUACACGUAUUUUCGUUUCCAUUGAACGAAAACUGUCGUAAAAGAUGGCUCAAUGCAAUCCCUCGUAGUGAUUUAGUGGUUACAAAAUACAUCAGAGUAUGUAAUUUGCACUUUGCUGAGGACAGCAUCAUUUGGGAAUCCACCUUCCAUGACGAAAAGACAGGACAUAUUAAGCAGAAGAAGCCGAGAUGAGAAAUUGAGGGACAAGGAACAAGAACAACUACUUAAAG